AUGAGCACCGAAAGGUGUUACGAAGAAGAGUCUCGUCGCGGAGUCACGGAACACGACGAGACGAGACGCGACGCGACGUGUCGCGACGAGCGGCGGCGACCGGCUGACAUCCAUCUCCAUGUCCGUGUCCGUAUCCGUGUUCCAUGCGACACAAACACGUCGACAUCGACGGACGUCGCUAUUGAUUAUAUCCGAAGCACAGAUGCACGAUCAGUACCGAGCCGAGCCAAUCGACGCCCGUCUGUCCGACGACAACGUCUGAUGGCGACUAGCCAAGUUCUUUAA
Molecule: messenger RNA, 285 nt
Organism: Soboliphyme baturini
Lineage: Eukaryota; Metazoa; Nematoda; Enoplea; Dioctophymatida; Soboliphymatidae
Source: the annotation of a GenBank genome assembly